AUGGCCAACUCGAUCUCUCAAGACAUUCCAAUCAUCGCUGAAGCAAAAAAAGAAGUCGUCACUAGCGAGUACUCGUACACAGAGCGAGACAUAAUACUGUACAAUCUAGGAAUCGGUGCCACCGAAACUCAACUUCAAUGGACUUAUGAAGGAGAUGAGCAGUUUACUGCGCUUCCUACCUUUGGGGUUAUUCCCCAGUUCUCUGCCAGCAGCUCGCUGUCUUUGGAUUGGUUGCCAAAUUUCAAUCCGGCCAAGUUGCUUCAUGGAGAACAAUACCUCAGCAUCAAAGCGCCAAUCCCUACUAGUGGGGAUCUUGUAAAUUCUGCCAGGUUUCUGGAGAUACUGGACAAGGAUAAUGCAGCAGCUGUCACCACUGUUGUCGAGACACGAGACCAACAUAGCGGAAAGCUUAUAUUCGAAAAUCAAUCCACUGUUUUCAUCCAUCGUGGUCCUGCCUCCGCCUCCAACACACCCCCGGCGAGGGCCCCAGACGCCAUUUUUGAGGAAAAAACCCAUCCAUCUCAAGCCGCUCUUUACAGAUUAAACGGUGACAUCAACCCUCUCCACAUAUUACCGGAAUUCGCAGCCGUUGGGGGUUUUGAGAAACCCAUCCUCCAUGGGCUAUGUUCGAUGGGCAUAGCAGGCAAACACGUUUUGCAGACGUUCGGUCCCUUUCAGGACAUUAAGGUUCGAUUCACGGGUGUUGUAUACCCAGGUGAAACCCUCGUCACUGAAAUGUGGAAGGAGAAGUUCAAAGUUAUUUUCAUCACUAAGGUCAAAGAACGCGGGGUUGUGGUGCUCGCCUCCGCAGCCGUGAGCUUGCAUGAAACUGCACAAGCGAUGCUUUGA
Messenger RNA from Lentinula edodes (shiitake mushroom), 849 nucleotides. RefSeq names its product hydroxysteroid dehydrogenase. The record is from RefSeq and is a predicted model, not a curated record. The coding region runs from base 1 to 849 and encodes 282 amino acids. The transcript has 9 exons. Lineage: Eukaryota; Fungi; Basidiomycota; Agaricomycetes; Agaricales; Omphalotaceae. Gene Ontology annotation, cellular component: peroxisome.